AUGCCGGAUCCAAAGGUUUCGUAUGCUCCUAUAAAACGUGGAGGCACAAUAAAUAUAGAUAAAAUAAAUGUUAGAACACCGUCAAAAAUGUUACCGUAUAGUUAUAAUGUUCUUCCUCGUGAUUGGUUUCUUCUACGUGGUGCUCCAGUGUCAGUCGUAACGUUUGGAGUUUUAGGAGGGGCUGGACUUUUGUUGUUAGCUUGGCAAAAAUCCGCGAAUAGUCAUCGAACACUUAUAAGCAUGAAAUGGCCAAAAGUUGCGUUGUAUACUCUAAUAUAUACCGCUCAAAUUUAUUUAUGGUUUGCGGGAUUAUCACGUCUAAGAUCGACAAGAACUUUAAUAUUAACACAAUUUUCAGACAUAUGGAAUAUUCCAUUUAUAACGUAUCUAUUAAGAAAUAAUUCAUCAUUAGAUUCUACAUUAACGGCCAAGGGAGCAUAUUAUACAGCAUGGACAUUAAUCUUGUCGUUUUUUGUAGAUUUGAUAUAUGUCUCAAGUACAAAUUCAAAACCUUCAAUACCUUUAUCACAAGAUAUGGAAACAAUUCUUGAUGCCAGUUAUUUUGAAAAUCAUACUAUUAUUAGUCUAGUUAUUGGAUAUCUUUCUAUACUAUGUUCAAUCGGGUUAUCAGGUUAUAAACGAACGUUAGGGAAAAAGCUGGCUGUCGAUGUGGGUGGGAAUAGACGUUUACUUGCUAUUUCUGUUCCUCUUGGGGCGUUAAUGAUCUCACCCUUAGCUUUUGUUCAAUAUCUUAUGUACUCUACAAAUUACAUAGAAAAUAUUAAACACGUGGUUGUGGCAUAUGGAGGGUUGGGAGCUGGUCUAAUUAUAUUUGACUAUUUUGUCGGCCACUCGAUUGGUAUAAAAACUUCCACACUCUCUCAUGUUACAGCAGGAUGGCCAAUUUCAAUUGGAAAUUCCAUUUUGUUAGGAUUAUUUUUAUUUUAUGAAGAAUUUUCGAUUCUGGAUAUAGUGUUGGCCGGUAUCAUGUUUUUGGGAAUUUAUCAUUUGAUAAGUGCUGAUACGCAAUACGCAAAUGAAACACAUUUUCUAUCACCUGGAGUUGGUGGUAGUGCUUUUGAGCUCCCACUUCACGGCAGCGCAAAUUCUACAUUUCAUGCAUUAAGAGGAUUCGGAAUCUUGGAAAAUAUCAGAUCCUACAUCAAAAUUAUCUUGGAUAAUCGUGAUUCGCGGCAAAUCUUUUAUUUUUUAUUAUUAAAUUUGAGCUAUAUGUUUGUUCAAAUGGUAUACGGCAUCUGGACCAAUAGCUUGGGUUUGAUUUCGGAUGCUAUUCACAUGUUCUUUGACUGUUUGGCAUUGGCGGUUGGACUUUUUGCUGCUAUCAUGAGCAAAUGGCCCGAGAACAAUAAGUUUACAUAUGGGUAUGGAAGAAUCGAAACGCUUUCAGGAUUUGCGAACGGAGUAUUCCUCAUUUUGAUUUCUAUAUUUAUCAUGUUCGAGGCUAUCGGUAUUUACCUACAUAUAUUGGCUGACACGCUUGGUUCAAUUGGAGUAAUAAUUUCAACAUUACUUAUUAAUCAAUUUGGUUGGACUGGAUUUGAUCCUUUGGCUUCAAUGUUGAUCGCUGGAUUAAUUUUCAUGAGUGUUGUACCAUUAGUUAAACAUUCGGCUGCAGUCUUAAUGCUUUCAAUAAGCGAUAGUCUUGAGUAUCGUAUAACUGAAGGCUUACAAAAGCUAUUACAUGUCGAUGGAAUAAUCUCUUAUACAAUGCCACGAUUUUGGCCUAAUGAUAGUCAAUGCUUAAUAGGAAGUAUACAUAUUCAAAUUAAAGAUCAAUUUGAGGAACAAUUUAUUAUCAGUGAAGUUACGCGGGUUUUAAAAUCACAUAUAAUAGGAUUAGAAGAAUUAACAAUACAAGUAGAGAAAAAUCAAGGAUUUAAAGGGAAAAGUUAUUAA
Messenger RNA from Funneliformis mosseae, 1917 nucleotides. NCBI's taxonomy places the organism in Eukaryota, Fungi, Glomeromycota, Glomeromycetes, Glomerales, Glomeraceae. The record is from the annotation of a GenBank genome assembly.